This is a messenger RNA of Saccharomyces paradoxus, 1971 nucleotides long. RefSeq names its product Hda3p (gene HDA3). The record is from RefSeq and is a predicted model, not a curated record. The transcript has a single exon. Gene Ontology annotation, cellular component: HDA1 complex; nucleus. Bases 1 to 1971 code for a protein of 656 amino acids. Lineage: Eukaryota; Fungi; Ascomycota; Saccharomycetes; Saccharomycetales; Saccharomycetaceae.
AUGGAUUUACUACGUAUUUUAGACACAAAACCGAUACCCACAAUUGUUGAUGCUACUACUCUGGGAAUCUCAGGAAAUAUUUCCGGUGAUUAUUGGCUACCAACUACAAUGUCACUUUAUCAAAAAGAACUCACAGAUCAGAUAGUUUCAUUGCACUACUCUGAUAUUUUGAGAUAUUUCGAAACUUCACAUUAUAAAGAGGAUGUCAUCCUCGAAUCUAUGAGAACCAUGUGUUUAAACGGUUCACUAGUAGCAACCCAUCCAUACCUGCUAAUAGACCAUUAUAUGCCUAAAUCGUUAAUAACCCGUGACGUUCCUGCACACUUGGCAGAAAAUAGUGGUAAGUUUAGCGUUUUGAGAGAUCUUAUAAAUCUUGUUCAAGAAUAUGAAACUGAAACGGCCAUUGUUUGUAGGCCUGGGAGAACAAUGGAUUUACUGGAAGCCCUACUAUUGGGAAACAAGGUACAUAUCAAAAGAUACGACGGUCAUUCUAUUAAGUCAAAGCAAAAGCCAAAUGACUUCUCGUGUACAGUUCAUUUAUUUUCUUCUGAAGGAGUAAGUUUCUCAAAAUACCCGAUAAAAUCCAAGGCUCGAUUCGACAUGCUGAUCUGCUUAGAUACUACAGUGGAUACGAGUCAAAAGGAUAUUCAGUAUCUGUUGCAAUAUAAGAGAGAGAGGAAAGGUUUAGAGAGAUAUGCUCCAAUCGUUAGGCUAGUGGCCAUCAAUUCGAUUGAUCAUUGUACUUUAUUUUUUGGUAAGAAAUUUGACAAGAACAGUAGACAAUAUUUGGAGAACGUCACUGCAGCUAUGGUAAUUUUGAGGGAUCGAUUGGGCACACUUCCACCUGAUUUGAGGCCCAUUUAUUCACAAAAGCUACACUACUUAGUAGAAUGGCUAGAAAACCCAACAGUACCGUGGCCUCUGCCAGAUAUCUACCCUUUAAAACAAUAUACUUCCAUGGAUGUAGAAAGGUCUUUGUUAACGGAGGUACAUUUCAAAAAAUCAGAUGACCAAUUAGAAGAUGCUUUUGCCAACUGUUCCAAGAAGAGGGGACGCCAUGGUGCUAAUAAAACAACAUCUUCAACUGCUGUCGGAAUUGAGGAUAAUGACAUUCCAAGUUUUUACUCUACCAAAAGGUUAAAAAAUGACUAUUACACGAACCCUUUAAAACAAGACAUGACGCAACUAACAGGUAUUACUACAGCUGACAAUUCCUCGAACGUAAAUUACCAUUUAUCAAGUGGAAUCAUAACGCACAAACUGAUUCAAUCAAUGGGGGAAGUGUAUAUGGAUAUUUGCGUGCAAAAACAGGAGCUGAAUGAUUACUCCUGCCUAGAUAAUUUGCAAAAUGAUCAUUUAGAGUUCUUCUCAAACGAAGAUGGGAAAAUUAUCAAAGAAUACGAAAGUAUAUUACGAACAAAUAAUGAUAACUUAAAUAGGUCUCAUGAACUAGAAGUUGAAAACAAUUCGAAAUUUUCUCAAAUCGAAACGUUGGAAAAGGACAUUGGAGUCUUGAAGGGAAAUUUAAUAGCCCAGGGUGAAACAUUUUCAAAUCUAAAGGACGCAUUUGUCAAGACUGAGAAUAUACAAGAUGAGAUCGAGAAAGAAGAAAGAAUAAGCAAAUCAAGGGAUACCGAGAAGAAAUACAUGGAACAAGAAAUCAAAAGAGCUGUCGAUGCUCUAAGCGAAAAUGAGGAGGAGGUACGUAAACUCGGUGACAAAAAGAGAGAAUUAGAGAAUGAGUUGAAACUGAAAUUCAAAAAUUCAGAAAUCUCUAAAAAAGAACUGAAUGAGAAAAUUGACGUUUUGAGGAAGGAAAUAAAUUUUGAGAAUGAUCUCAAUAAAGAAUUACUGGGCCAAUUAUCGAAGACGAUGGACAACUUGGAAAAUUUAACUAUUCCACGAGUUCGUACUCAAAAUGGCAACACCAAAAAAAAAUCCAAGACAAAAAACCAGGCAAUAUAUAAAUAA